UCCCUCCUUGUUGUCCCUCCAUCCCUCCUUGGCCUGUUGCUGCCUCCCAUUGAGCACAGACGUUGGCUGGCCGCGCCGUGCCGCCCUCGGUUCAGUCCUGCUGUUCCCCUCCCCAGGAAGAAGAGCUGUUCCCCUUCAAUUUGGACGAGUUCGUUACGGUGGACGAGGUGAUAGAGGAGAGCGAAUCUCCGGUGAGAACGCAGCACUCUCAGCCCAAGGGGAAGAGGAAGGAAUGUUCCAGGAGCGCCUGGGAGCCCAGCUCCAAGAGGAGGAAGGACAGGAGCUCCCCGCAGCGCCUGGCCGAGGCCCGGCUGUCCUUCGUCAUGUUGGAUGAGAUCGGCGAGGAGGAGGAGGAGGCCGGCGCGCAGCUGGGGAUGCUGGUGGUGGACGAGGUGGUGGAGGAGGACGAGCUGGCGGGGGAGGCGGGCGGCGAGCAGCGGGCGCUCGUGGCUUUGGACGAGCUGCGCGAGCGGGGCGGCGCACCGACGGACGGCGGCGUUACGGAGGGACGGCGAUCGAAACCGGAGCCUUUGGUGACCGUGGAUGAAAUCGGGGAGGUGGAGGAGCUGCCGCUGAACGAACCCACGGAGCUGAGCGGCAAGGAGGAGGAGAAGGGCGGCGCCGAGGAUCCCUGCCAGGUGCCCGACGAUCCCAGCGCCUUGGUGACGGUGGAUGAGAUCCGCGAGGAGGACGGCGGCGCGGCGUGGGAUGAGGCCAACGAGGACGAGGACGAUUUCCUGGCUGAUUUCAACCGGCUGAAGGAGGAGCUGAACUUUGUGACGGUGGACGAGGUUGGGGAGGAGGAUGAGGAGGAGGAGGAGGAGGAGAAGGAGGAGGAGGAGGAAAGCGCUUUGCCGGGGAAAGAGCCGAAGGGAGGUGAAGACGAGGAGGAAAUUGCUGCUGCUGUGGGACCAGAGGAAGAAACGGCCGCCGGUGCAGGACCAGAAGAGGAGGACAUCGUUGCUGUUGCAGGGCCGGAAGAGAUGGAAGUUCUGGGUGCUGCUCAUCCAGAGGAAGAAGAAGAAAGUGCGGCCUCCAAACCAAAAGGUCUGGAUUACCUCCUCCCCAAGGCCGGCUUCUUCUGCCAAAUCUGCUCCCUGUUCUACUCAGAUGAGACCUCAGUGAAGAAUCACUGCCGCACGGCGCUGCACCAGCAGAACGCAGAG
Molecule: messenger RNA, 1166 nt
Organism: Lagopus leucura (white-tailed ptarmigan)
Lineage: Eukaryota; Metazoa; Chordata; Aves; Galliformes; Phasianidae
Product: zinc finger protein 638-like
Exons: 2
Cellular component (GO): nucleus
Molecular function (GO): zinc ion binding; nucleic acid binding
Source: RefSeq, a predicted model, not a curated record